Messenger RNA from Nicotiana attenuata, 2117 nucleotides. Its product is annotated as dihydrolipoyllysine-residue acetyltransferase component 3 of pyruvate dehydrogenase complex, mitochondrial-like. Bases 139 to 1779 code for a protein of 546 amino acids. The record is from RefSeq and is a predicted model, not a curated record. Lineage: Eukaryota; Viridiplantae; Streptophyta; Magnoliopsida; Solanales; Solanaceae. The transcript has 19 exons. Gene Ontology annotation, molecular function: dihydrolipoyllysine-residue acetyltransferase activity. Gene Ontology annotation, biological process: pyruvate decarboxylation to acetyl-CoA. Gene Ontology annotation, cellular component: pyruvate dehydrogenase complex.
UAUAGUACUUAUACUAUUAUUAAGAGCCGUAAGAGCCUCCUCCAUUUUGGUUGAAUUGUUGUGUGUCCAAUUCCACAUUCCAAAAGCCACAAUUAAAAGAAGAAAAGAUUUUCGAUUUGGAGGUUUGGAACCAUUAUCAUGACUUACGCUACUCACGUCCUUCGUCACUCCAAAAAGAUCAGAAGUUCUUCGAACUUAUUACGGCAUGACUCUGCUAUUCUUGUCCGCUGGUUCAGUAAUGGCACGAGGUCUUCUUUGGAUAAGGGAGAUGGGAGACACAGCAUUUCCAAGUCCUUUAGUGGAUGCAACUCAGGUUCAGCAGUCUCCAACAACCGUUGUAGAUCAGUGUCACCCACGGUGUCAUUUGUGGCAACAUAUAAUGGAAAUGUUUUGAGAAAUGCAAUUGAUCCAUGCGCCUCCAUGGCUAACAUGCCUUUCAUGAGAGGGUCUUCUGGAUCACAAGUGCCUUCAAGGAGGUCUUUCUCUACUGCUUCAGAUCUUCCUCCACACCAAGAGAUUGGGAUGCCAUCUCUUUCACCUACAAUGACAGAGGGAAAUAUUGCUCGAUGGUUAAAGAAAGAGGGUGACAAAGUUUCUCCUGGUGAAGUGCUAUGUGAAGUGGAAACAGAUAAAGCAACUGUCGAAAUGGAGUGCAUGGAAGAGGGAUAUCUAGCUAAGAUUCUUCGCGGAGACGGGGCAAGCAGUAUCAAAGUUGGAGAGGUGAUUGCUAUUACCGUUGAAGAGGAAGAUGACAUUGCAAAGUUUAAAGAUUACCAACCUUCAGCAUCAGAUGCUACGCCUUCACCAAAAGCAUCUCCUCCUCCACCUCCACCCAAAGAAGAGGUUGCCAAGAAACCUGUCACCCCAUCAGAGCCAAACGCUUCUAAACCUAGUGCGCCUGCAGAUCGCAUUUUUGCUAGUCCGCUGGCUAGGAAACUAGCGGAAGAUCACAAUAUACAUCUAACAAACAUCAAAGGAACAGGUCCGGAGGGACGUAUUGUGAAAGCUGAUAUUGAAGAUUAUCUUGCUUCUCAUGGAAGCGAAGCCCCUGCAGCAGCUCCCAAGGCUGAUGCAGCUCUUGAAUACACGGAUAUUCCAGUUUCACAGAUAAGAAAGGUGACCGCUUCUCGAUUGCUGCUGUCAAAGCAAACCAUUCCCCAUUACUAUUUGACUGUUGAUACAUGUGUCGACAAACUUAUGGAAUUGAGGAGCCAGCUCAAUUCAUUGCAAGAGGCUUCAGGAGGAAAGAAGUUAUCUGUUAAUGAUCUUGUAAUAAAGGCUGCUGCUUUGGCUCUUCGAAAAGUUCCUCAGUGCAACAGUUCAUGGGCCAAUGACUACAUUCGCCAGUAUCACAACAUAAAUAUCAAUGUCGCGGUGCAGACUGAUAAUGGACUGUACGUUCCUGUCGUCAGGGAUGCUGAUAAGAAAGGUUUAUCCACUAUUGCCGAGGAAGUGAAGAACUUAGCCCAGAAAGCAAAAGAUAACAGCUUAAAACCACAGGAUUAUGAGGGAGGGACGUUCACUGUCAGCAAUUUGGGAGGGCCUUUUGGCAUUAAGCAAUUUUGUGCCAUCAUAAACCCUCCUCAAUCGGCUAUUCUCGCUGUUGGAUCUGCUGAGAGAAGGGUGAUACCUGGUACGGGCCAAGACCAGUAUAAGUUUUCCAGUAUGAUGCCUGUAACGUUGAGCUGUGAUCACCGGGUGAUUGAUGGCGCAGUUGGUGCAGAAUGGCUCAAAGCAUUCAAAGGCUACAUAGAGAGUCCGGAGUCUAUGUUACUGUAGAUUGAUACAUCCUUUUCUUGUCUUUUGAAUUCUUCACGUUUUCCUCAACAAGUCGGGUGAAAUUUUGCUGUAUGAUAACUGGUAUUUUAUGUGCCAUGGCCUGAUAUUAUUGCUUGAUAUAAGCAUCUUUACUAGGGAAAACGGCUAAAAGACUUGAGAAUAAUGAGGCUGCAAGGCCAUGUACCGUUGAUUUAGGCUUUCCCUCUCACAGAGUGUAUAAACAAGUUUUUGCUCGAGGUCAUUGAGUUGAUUAUGUGUCUGAAAUAAGUGGAAUGCUAGCUGGAAAUUCAUUAUUUUAAAUAAGAUUCACUGAACUGUUAAGGCAGAGAUUGCUUCAA